Xenopus tropicalis (tropical clawed frog) is the source of this 2903-nucleotide messenger RNA. It is a transcript of the gene phox2b, whose product is annotated as paired like homeobox 2B. Gene Ontology annotation, biological process: positive regulation of transcription by RNA polymerase II; regulation of DNA-templated transcription. Gene Ontology annotation, cellular component: nucleus. The coding region runs from base 711 to 1592 and encodes 293 amino acids. The record is from RefSeq and is a predicted model, not a curated record. Gene Ontology annotation, molecular function: DNA-binding transcription factor activity, RNA polymerase II-specific; DNA binding; sequence-specific double-stranded DNA binding. The transcript has 3 exons. Lineage: Eukaryota; Metazoa; Chordata; Amphibia; Anura; Pipidae.
CAAGUGCUAAUAUUAAUUGUACGUGUUAAUUUUAGCAAGGGGUUAUUAUAAUUUUUAAAAUAAAUGAAUAGCUCAGUGUAGAUAUGUUGCAGUUUUACAUUCCAGUUGUAUCGGGUCUAAUAAGCACUAAUAUCACUUGAAAUAACAUUUGGUUUUGACCAUUUAAAAAAAAAAAAACCUCUGGUCAAAUUACCACUUAAAACUGAGCAAAUACCAUGGAAAUGAAAGGGGAGUUUCAGUACCCUUUUAACCCUUGCACUGCUUGUAAGUACAAACGUGACCAAAACAUCCCCAAAGUGUGAGUAAUUCAGCUUUUCCCUACACUGCUCUCUAUUGCACAUUUUAUUCAGGCACUAAUUAGAGAUGCAGGAAUCAAUGAUAGGGAGGUUGGACAGCCCGGUCCCCCCAGUGGCAGCCCAAUAGACUGAUGAGUUAUUGUCAUGUAAAAAGCACCAGCAAUAAGACCAACCGCUUUGCUAUUGUCCAAGUGGAAAGAGCCAAGUUUAUUAUGAGGACUCUAUGCUCUGGAGACCCCAGGCGAGGCAGCUCAUAGGAGGCUUUUUCAUAAAACUGGGCUCUGCAGCAAGUAAGAAGGCCAGUACUGAAUCAGGCACACAGCAGAGCACAUCUCCUCCCAGAGCCUUCAGCCUCAGCUCCUCCAGUGUUUCCUCUGCAGCCACCUCCAGGGUGACACUUCCAGAGCCACUUCAAUGUAUAAAAUGGAAUAUUCUUACCUCAAUUCCUCCGCCUAUGAGUCUUGCAUGGCUGGCAUGGACACUUCUAGCCUGGCCUCAGCCUACGCUGAUUUCAGCUCAUGCAGCCAAGCCAGUGGCUUCCAGUAUAAUCCUAUCAGGACCACUUUUGGGGCCACUUCAGGUUGCCCGUCCCUUACCCCUGGAUCCUGCAGCCUCGGCACUCUCAGAGACCACCAGGGCAGCCCGUAUGCAGCAGUUCCUUACAAGCUAUUUACUGAUCACGGCGGGCUGAAUGAGAAAAGGAAACAGAGAAGGAUACGCACCACCUUCACCAGCGCACAGCUCAAGGAACUGGAGAGGGUAUUUGCAGAGACCCAUUACCCUGAUAUCUACACCCGCGAGGAGCUGGCACUCAAGAUAGACCUGACAGAGGCCAGAGUGCAGGUCUGGUUCCAGAACCGCAGGGCCAAGUUCAGGAAGCAGGAAAGAGCAGCAGCAGCGGCGGCAGCAGCUGCCAAGAAUGGCUCCUCAGGCAAGAAAUCCGACUCCUCACGGGACGAAGAGAGCAAGGACUCCAAGAGCGCUGACCCUGACAGCACUGGUGGGCCUGGGAACAACCCGAACCCCACUCCCAGCUGUGGUGGAGGGCCAAGUCCUAGCGGGGCACAAGGAAAUGGGGUCCCACAGGAGCCAGGCAAGGUUGGGGUGCCAGGGCCUGGAAGCCUAACAUCAGCAUCGGUUGUAGGAGUUUCAGGUGGACCACAAGGCUGGGCAACUGGGCCAGGUGGCACCAUCACCUCCAUCCCUGACUCCUUAGGAGGCCCCUUCGCCAGUGUCUUAUCUUCUCUGCAGAGACCCAACAGCACCAAAGCCACUCUAGUCAAGAGCAUGUUCUGAACUCUACCCCAGCCUUAUCCUUCUGAGUAACAGUACUAGUCCUCUUAGCUACAUGGCCCUUGCUCUUGUGCUUAGUGAGAAACAGAACACUGAGAGUAACAUUGACACGGGCCAGGCCUGCCCGCAACCUUCCUGGUGAGAUGGACCCUCGACAUCGGUUCCCUUCUUCAAAGCAGUGAAACUGACGGCCGCAUACAGGAAGCUGGUGGCUUCUUAGAGCCACAAUUGUGGACUCCAUAACUCACAAAAUCAUGGUUCCCGAGAUGAAGAUCUCAUCUAAGAAGAAGCCCAAGGUUUUUAUUAAGAACAAAUGGUCAUUCUACAGCAAGUGGUUCAGUAAAGAUGGGGGGAGCACGGGAAGCCAGCGGGUACACUGUAUCUAGAAAGAGCCAUUCUCUAAGGUUUCUAGCUGCUUGGCUUGGGGAGCGAUGCAAUCGCAUGUCAAUGUCUUGUUCCUCCAGCUGUUGUAGAACUACAACUUCCAGCUUGCAUUACUAGAGGGAAUGCUGGGAAGUGUAAAAACACAAAAGAUUUAGGGACAGGAUUCUGACAAACAGAUGCAUUACACAACUAAAAAAAAAUCCCAUCUUUAUACUGUAAAUUGAAAAUUGCCCACAAAUAUGUAUUUUCUCCAAUAAAUAUUUAGGGAAUUUUACAAAAUCUUCAUCUAAAAAUUGCACUGCAUUACGGGUGGGGUCUGUCUUUUUUCCUACUGAAUCUGUACAUCGACGAUGGUUGUAUUUAUUUAUUACAUUGAUUCAAGCAAAUUAAACCAUUUUUUUUAAAAAGGCACAACAAAAAUUGUAGAUAUUAGUUGGAUGUUAAGAGGUAUGCUUUCUAUUUUCUGUGUCCUUUUCAGCCCUGUAACGUGGCAGUUGUAUAGUGUUAAUAUAAGUACAAAUUGUCUCCAGUUGUUGGAAGUAAGUCAUGCCGAACCCUCUAGUCUGCUUUGUGUCUAAUGAGAAAAAAUAUAAGGAUUUUAUGGGUUCAAUUCGUUUGUCUGUUUGUUUGUUCGUUUGUUUGUUUCCUUGUUUCGUUCAAUGAAGCUGGAUUUCACAACAAAACAUACCUUUCUAUUUUUGUUACACUCUGCAUGUUGUCUAUUUCUUCCCGUUAGAAAUGGUGGGGGGCAGAAUAUCCAUAAAUUAUGUUCUGGACUAAAGUUAUUUAUAUGUUGUUAUAAUGAAUGCUUCUAUUUAAUGAAUCCCAUUUUUUUUUACAUGUGCAUUUCGCUUUGAUUUUUGGGUUUUUUUCUUCUCCAAAAUUGUGCCAUUAAAACUGAUUGUUGAUAAUAAAAAUGAAAAAUGUAAA